UCUAUAAUGAAAGAUAAGAUGCAGAGGCUCAACCUCUCCACAGUAUCUGAAUUUAUUCUCGUCAGCCUUUCUGAUGCUCCAGAAGUCCGUUUUCUUCUCUUUGUGCUCUUUUUGAUCAUUUAUUUAGCCACCAUGGCAGGCAACAUCACACUCCUCAUUGCUGUUAGCGCAGACACUCACCUACACAACCCCAUGUACUUCUUCCUUGGCAACUUAUCCUUGCUGGAUAUGUUAUGCCCCACUAUCACCGUGCCCAAGAUGCUUGGGGCCUUGCUGCUUGAGAACAAGGUGAUCUCCUUCACUGGCUGCCUGUUCCAGCUGUUCUUCCUGAUUGAUGUGGUAGGCACAGAGAUCUUUCUCUUGGCUGUGAUGGCCUAUGACCGCUAUGUUGCUAUAUGCCACCCCCUCCAAUACCUGAACAUCGUGAGUAUGAAGCUGUGUGCUCGCCUGGUCAUUGGCACCUGGGUAAUAGGGGUUUUUAACUCUCUGUUGCACACCUCUAUGAUUUUCACACUCUUUUUCUGUGAUUCUAACAAAGUUGACCAAUAUUACUGUGAUAUUCCUCCUGUGCUGUCUCUCUCCUGCUCCUCUACUUAUAGCAGGGAAGUGGUAAUCCUCACAGUCGCUGGGGUCCUGGGGAGCAGUGCCUUUGUGAUCACUCUCAUCUCUUAUGUCUAUAUCCUCCUGGCUAUCCUGUCCAUGAACUCUUCUGAGAGCAGGCACAAAGCUUUCUCCACCUGUGGUUCUCACCUGGCUGUAGUUUGCCUUUUCUAUGGGACCACCAUCUGCACAUAUGUACGUCCUUCCUCCACCUACUCACCUCAUCAGGACAGAAUUGUUUCCAUGCUCUAUGGAAUCCUCACCCCCCUGCUAAACCCCAUCAUCUACAGCCUGAGGAACAAAGAAGUGAAAUGCGCCCUCAGAAGAGUGAUCAGCAAGGUAAAAAGUGCUUUAACCAGACGAGAGCACCUUGCUCAAUCUCUGGGGUCCUCUGGAGCUCCAGCAGUUGCAUAG
Messenger RNA from Acanthisitta chloris (rifleman), 1014 nucleotides. RefSeq names its product olfactory receptor 1361-like. The coding region runs from base 7 to 1014 and encodes 335 amino acids. Gene Ontology annotation, molecular function: G protein-coupled receptor activity; olfactory receptor activity. The transcript has a single exon. The record is from RefSeq and is a predicted model, not a curated record. Gene Ontology annotation, biological process: G protein-coupled receptor signaling pathway. Gene Ontology annotation, cellular component: membrane. NCBI's taxonomy places the organism in Eukaryota, Metazoa, Chordata, Aves, Passeriformes, Acanthisittidae.